Molecule: messenger RNA, 579 nt
Organism: Puccinia triticina
Lineage: Eukaryota; Fungi; Basidiomycota; Pucciniomycetes; Pucciniales; Pucciniaceae
Exons: 4
Coding region: 1-579 (192 amino acids)
Source: RefSeq, a predicted model, not a curated record
AUGACCACCCUGAAGCAGGAAAAUAGUUGCUUUAGCAUAGCCGCGUCGGCGGCCACCAACCCCUACAACCUCGUCGACCAGAUCAACCGGCACGGCGACCUCUACCAUGUCCUCGGCCUCUCCGGAUACAGCUUAUCCAACCGCCACCAGAUCAAGCUUGAGGACAUCCGCAAGGCCUACCUCUCCUGCUCUAGACUCUGCCAUCCCGAGUACCAUCCCAAUAAACUGCCUCAGUACAAACCAUGUACGGCCGCCUUCCAGAAACUUAGUGCCGCCUACGAAACCCUGUCGAACCCUGCAAGUCAAAAGCUAUACGACCUGAGUAGGCCUGUCAACCCCUCAUUCCAGUUCAACACAACCUCCGCCACCCCUCCUCGGCCUCCUACCAAGCCGCAGACUCAUUACAAACCUGACAUAUACGGCCAAGCAUCCAAUGCCGACAAAAGUCUGGACAGCGUGUCAAAUGCUGGAGAAGAUGAAGACAAUGAAGAAAAUGAAGAAAAUGAAGAGUAUGAAGAAUAUGAAGAAUCUGAAGAAAAUGAAGAGUAUGAAGAAUAUGAAGAAUCUGAAGAACAGUAA